Molecule: messenger RNA, 705 nt
Organism: Perca fluviatilis (European perch)
Lineage: Eukaryota; Metazoa; Chordata; Actinopteri; Perciformes; Percidae
Source: RefSeq, a predicted model, not a curated record
ACUUCCUCGACCGUCAGCGAAAGACAAUCUGCUGAAGUUGUGAAGACUUCAAGGUGUGAUCACUGUAACCAUGCUGAAGGUAGUAUUUGUGAUUGGAUGCCUCCUGAGCGUCGCUCUGGCUCAUCCUAUGGACAUGGAGCACAAACGACUUGCUCGGUCAAGGUCUGAUUCUGGCUCAUAUUCCAAUGAGUUGAGAAAUUUCGGCAGCCAGCAGCCUACUUCUGCCCAAUGGUUACAGUUCUUGUAUUACUACCUCCAGCUACGACGAGCUACUACUGCAGCGCCUGCUACAACUACUACUAGAGCUACUACUACUACUGCAGCUACUACUACUACUACUGCAGCCCCUACUACUACUACUACUACUGCCCCACUACUACUACUACUGCAGCGCCUACUACUACUACUACAGCUGCUACUACAACUACUACUGCAGCUGUCCCUACUACCCCUGCCCCAGCUGCUCAAUAAAACCAUGACUUUAACCACAGAUCAAUAAGUGAACGAAAACCACUAUUGAAUGAUGUACAUUUUUCACAUCAACUGUGUUUUGUUUCUAAUGACAAUUGUGUCUUUCUAUUUUUAAAUUGAAAUUAUGUUAUCUUAACCAGGGUGUUUUCACACCCUUUAUUCUAGUUAAAUUAAACAUGUGUGUUUUCAUUUUUUAUGUCAAAUCUGCUGAAUAAACCUUAUGGAAAACAUGGA